Mytilinidion resinicola is the source of this 630-nucleotide messenger RNA. Its product is annotated as RNA-binding domain-containing protein. Gene Ontology annotation, cellular component: U2AF complex; spliceosomal complex. Gene Ontology annotation, molecular function: metal ion binding; pre-mRNA 3'-splice site binding. Lineage: Eukaryota; Fungi; Ascomycota; Dothideomycetes; Mytilinidiales; Mytilinidiaceae. The record is from RefSeq and is a predicted model, not a curated record. Gene Ontology annotation, biological process: mRNA splicing, via spliceosome. Bases 1 to 630 code for a protein of 209 amino acids. The transcript has 3 exons.
AUGGCUAACUAUCUCGCUUCCAUCUUCGGAACUGAGCAGGACAAGGUCAAUUGUAGCUUCUACUACAAGAUCGGCGCAUGUCGCCACGGUGACCGCUGCUCGCGCAAGCACGUCAAACCCUCGUACUCGCAGACCAUCCUCCUCCCCAACAUGUACCAGAAUCCAGCCUACGAUCCCAAGAGCAAGAUGAGCGCCGCGCAGCUGCAGAUCCACUUCGACAACUUCUACGAGGAUUUCUGGUGCGAGAUGAUCAAGUACGGCCUGAUCGAGGAAGUUGUCGUGUGCGACAACAACAACGACCAUCUCAUCGGCAACGUCUACGCACGCUUCAAGUACGAGGAAGACGCGCAGACGGCCUGCGACGCUCUCAACUCGCGCUGGUACGGCGGCCGCCCCAUCUACUGCGAGCUGUCGCCGGUCACCGACUUCCGCGAGGCGUGCUGCCGCCUCAACAGCGGCGAGGGCUGCGUCCGCGGCGGCUUCUGCAACUUCAUCCAUCGCAAGGAACCAACCCCGGAGCUGGAGCGCGAGUUGGACAUGGAGACUCGCAAGUGGCUGAAGGAACGUGGCCGAGAUCCGCGCAGCGAGUCGAGGAGCCCGAGCCCCGGCGCUGCGAAUGCUAGGCGGUAA